This is a messenger RNA of Solenopsis invicta (red fire ant), 4040 nucleotides long. RefSeq names its product NADPH-dependent diflavin oxidoreductase 1. NCBI's taxonomy places the organism in Eukaryota, Metazoa, Arthropoda, Insecta, Hymenoptera, Formicidae. The transcript is spliced from 13 exons. Gene Ontology annotation, biological process: nucleoside transmembrane transport. Gene Ontology annotation, molecular function: NADPH-hemoprotein reductase activity; FMN binding; flavin adenine dinucleotide binding. Gene Ontology annotation, cellular component: cytosol; plasma membrane. The coding region runs from base 188 to 3274 and encodes 1028 amino acids. The record is from RefSeq and is a predicted model, not a curated record.
GCUAACCUCAAACUCACGCUAACCCGGCUAACCUUGAAUCCCGAACCAUCGAACCUCGCGCUCUGUUCCCGCCCGCGUUCCGUGACGACGAAAUCACCGAUGGCUCUCGCUGGAAGCGUAAUCUGAAUGAUUUCAAGCAUUUCGGCAAUCAACUGGAUCACCUGAUUCGAAUAUCUUCAUCAGAGACAUGCCUAACUGCUUGUCAUCGCCAAGAAGUUUACUCAAGUACAAACGUGAAAGAAUUAUGAUGACAAAAAUGGAUAAGAUGGUGAUACGGGUGCUGUACGGAAGUGAGACUGGAACUGCACAAGACGUCGCUGAGCAAAUCUGGAAGAGCGCCAAAAGGAAGGAAUUGCAAAGCACUGUCUCGUCGCUGGAUGAUUAUGAAAUUCAAAAUCUUCCUUCCGAACAACUAAUCAUCUUUGUUGUUGCAACAACUGGACAAGGAGACCCUCCAGCCAACAUGAAACAAUUCUGGAGACAUCUAUUACGCAAAAAUCUUCCAGUGACUAUGCUUCAAAAUCUAAAAUAUGGCGUACUUGGAUUGGGCGAUAGUUCGUAUUUAAAAUUCAACUUUGCCGCAAAGAAAUUGAAUAAACGUCUUGCGCAAUUAGGUGGAAAAGAAUUAUUAUCCAUUGGACUUGCCGACGAUCAGCAUAAUCUGGGAAUUGAUGCUGUAGUUGAUCCCUGGAUCAAAAAAUUAUGGGAAGAAAUUGCUGACAUUUUUGAAAUUUCUGUAGAAGACAAAAUAAAUGAAGAAAAUUUAAUAAUUGAAAGAUAUGACGUUUCAAUAAUAGAAAUAAAUCAAUUAAAUCCGACAUAUAUUAAUAAAUUAAUAGAUAGUCCGUAUCAAUCAAAUACUGACAUCUAUGCACAAGAAACAUUGAUAAAUAGUGAUGUUAGGAUAGGAAAAAUAAUCGAAAAUAUAAGAACUACUUCCGAAGACCAUUUUCAGGAUGUUAGAAUAAUAACAAUCCAUGCAGAUAACAUUAAGUAUGAUCCAGGAGAUAUUAUUUAUAUUAGACCGAAAAAUACUGCAGAACAAGUGAAACGAUUCUUUAAUAUAUUACACGAACAUAAUAUAAAAUUGUUUCCAGAUAUGGUAAUUCGAAUAUCAGAAAAAGAAAUAAAGAUUCCGUUUGUUUUAAAACAAGAUUUAACUUUGAGUGAGAUUGUUGAGCAAUACUGGGAUCUGAAUUUCAAGCCACGAAGAUCUACUAUGCACACUUUAUCUCUUAUUAGUGAAAAUGAACUGGAAAAAGAGAAAUUGUGUGAAUUUGCUAGUCCAAUUGGCCAAGAAGAGCUUUAUGAUUAUAUAAACAGGCCUAGAAGAAACAUUUUGGAGGUUCUCACAGAUUUUCCUCACACAACUAGUAAACUAAAUAUCAAAUUAUUGUUUGAAAUUAUGUCACCCAUAAAGCCACGUCCUUAUAGCAUUGCCUCCAGUUUAGAAAACACUCCAAAUAUAGUACAAAUUUUGGUAGCAAUAGUCAAGUUUAAAACUAGAUUGGUGGAGCCAAGAUUUGGGUUAUGUUCAAAGUGGCUGGCAAAUUUAAAAAAUAAUGACAAAGUGAUAUUUUGGCUGCAGAGAGGAACUUUUCGAUUUGACAAUGAAAAACCGAUGAUUUUAAUUGGUCCUGGAACUGGAGUAGCACCGUUUAGAUCUUUACUUUUAGAAAGAGCGAAAAAAGAAAAAAAAUUGACAGAAUCUGUCCUAUUUUUUGGAUGCAGGAAUGAAAAUAAGGAUUAUCAUUGCAAGGAAGAUUUCGAACGUUUAUCAAGUACAAAUAAUCUGAAAGUAUUCUGUGCAUUUUCCAGAGAUCAGGAUCACAAAAUAUAUGUGCAACAUCUUAUUCGUCAACAAAAGCAAUUAUGUUGGAAGUUAUUAGAAAAUGAUGGGAAUGUUUAUUUAGCGGGAACAGAACCUGUACGUCUUUCACCAGGAUGGGAAGGUACAGGUAGACCCGACGACGAAUUGAAUUUCAAGGGUGUUACAAUGGAUCAAGCAGAUCUUGAAUUAAAUCCUCCUAGAGAUAGAUUAAAUUUAGUAUUUUUCAUAUUGAUACUUCAUGGAAUUGGUGCCUUGAUACCAUGGAACAUGUUUAUAACAGCUAAAAAUUAUUUUAUCGAAUACAAAUUGUCUAAGGAAUACACUGGUAUAGCUACAAACUAUAAUACAAAUUUCCUUCCGUAUUUGGGAUUUGCAUUUCAAGUACCGAAUUUGUUGUUCAAUUGGCUGAAUAUAUUUAUACAGUUUGGAGGCAACUUAACAACGCGUAUAGUAUGGAGUAUUUUUGUUUUGGUCUUGAUAUUUGUCUUUACUGUCGUUUUGGCGAUGACUGACAGUUCUGGUUGGCCCGGAAUAUUCUUUUGGAUUACUAUCGUAUCUGUUGUUAUAUUAAGUACUGCCAAUGGCAUUUAUCAGAAUUCAGUAUUUGGAAUGGCAGCUAAAUUACCCAUUAAAUACACAGGCGCUGUUGUCUUAGGCACGAAUAUCAGUGGAACUUUUGCAGCCGUAAUAAACUUUCUGGCCCAAAUAAUGGCGCCAAAUGCGCGCACCGCCGCCAUAUAUUACUUCAUCACAGCUUUGUUCAUUCUUUUAGCUUGUUUUGACACAUACUUUGCACUUCCAAUUAAUAGAUUUUAUCGAUAUCAUGAACUUCUUCAUCAAAAGGAACUGAAUAAAAGACAGUUAGAGAACAGUUCAAGAGGAAAAUAUAGACCAGCUUAUUGGACAGUAUUCAAGGCAUGUUUUCCACAAUGCUUCAACACAUUUUUAAUCUUCUUUGUUACUUUAGCACUUUUCCCAUCUGUCCAAUCCUAUAUACAAUCUUCGGACGAAAAUUUCGUGAUUCCAUCUAAGUAUUACAGCAGUGUUAUGUGCUUUUUAACAUUUAAUAUCACUGCCAUGCUGGGAAGCUUGAUUGCGUCAUUGGUUCAAUGGCCGAGCAAAAAGUAUCUGGUGAUUCCAGUGAUUUUGCGACUUGCUUACAUACCGUUGUUCUUGCUUUGCAACUAUCAGCCAGAUGACACGGAUAGAAUACUACCGAUUCUUAUCAAGAAUGAUUGGGUGUUCUGGAUCAUUGCUAUUACUAUGGGCCUUAGUAGCGGCUAUCUGUCAUCACUAUCGAUGAUGUAUUGCCCUAGAAUGGUGGAUUCACAAUACGCCUCAACAGCCGGCAUGUUUGGCGCAGCGUCUUUGAUUACGGGAAUUUUCACGGGACUUCUAUUUGCAACGGUGAUGCCUUUCAUCGUAGCCAACGUAACAUUUUGAUUGUUUUAAAGAUAAGAUUUAGCAUAGCGAUAUGCGAUUAUACUCAGGAGCAAAGAAAGAGUGGGAAUUAAGAGUGCACAAUCUGUCUCCCAUAAUUACAAAUUAAUAUAAUGUGAAAUAACAAGAACCGUGAAGAAAUAAGAAUGUCGAAGAGAAAAUGUUAUUCCUAAGAACAACUUGAAAAAUGACAUUUCAGAAACAAAAUUAAUUCUUUGACAUAAAUAAGAGAUGUUUUGGAGAAUGCUUGUUUGCUUAUAUAUACGCGUUAAACAUAUACAUAUAUAUAUCUAAUCUUACAAUACUUUAAAUAACUAUAAAAACAAGCUUUUAAUUAAGCAAAAGCCGUUUGAAGUGCGUGUUUCUUAAAAACGUGUGGUUUGAAGUUUUUAUUGAUUGAUAAUUUUUAAAGUCCCGUAAAUAAGAGAAAAUAGAUACGAAAGUAAAUUAAGAUCAUAUAAAGUGCAUUAAUGACACAAUAAAAUCGUCUCACAACAGAUUUAUAUAGGGAAUACCGGAAUCCAUGGUUUUGAGGAAUCUAAACUAAUUCUACUAUAUAUUACUACUGCCCCUAUAUAAUACUAAAACCGGACCAAUAAGCCUUAUUAAAAAAAAGAAGCUAUGCGACGUCCCAUUUUUCAUAUUGUUCAACUAGAAAUCGCUAAAUCAUUAAAUUUAUCGGGAAGAUCACAUCUUUACAUCCAUAUAAUUCGUUGCGCGUUUAACGCUAAACAUAACUUUCAUUUACUACAAUAACAUAAAAAAAAAA